GCUCUUGGUCCUCCUCCGCCUGACGUCAGCGCGCACGGCGGGGGCUGCCGGGGCGGACCCCGUCGCUCUCGUUGCGCUGCAUCCCCAUGAUCCGGUGGCGGCUGCGCGGAGCCAUCGCGCGGGCGGCGGCUGUUUGUCCUCAGUGCCAGCUGUGUCAUCUCCCUAGACUUGAGGACCUUGAUCAGAUAGCUGUGCUGCUGCCUUGCUGCUCAACUCCAGCCUGCUGUGGUUUGGUGAUACGUGCUGGUUAGGCUGGAUCCAAAACAGUUCUAGGAGUAAGCCGGUGGAGAUCCCCAGCAAAAGAGAAGGGACGCAUUUGGAGGGAGGCGAGAGGAAGCACCUGCAAGUUUCUUGACUUAUUUUUAGCCUGUUUCCCAAAGAAGUGAGAUGUUGUGAUAGCAAUCAAUCUCCUGCAAACUCCCCUUGAGGCCUCUCCCUGAGAGAGGGAAGCAGCUGUGACUAUACAUGUAUCAGUAAGGACUAGCUAGCGUUGCCCAGCACAUGUGGAUGUCCCAUGAUGUUUCUACAUGCCACCAAGGCACAGCCAUGCAGGGACCAAGACCAGUGGUUCUGAGUGGCCCAUCAGGUGCGGGGAAGAGCACUUUGUUAAAGAAAUUGCUUAAAGAUUAUGAGAACAUCUUCGGCUUUAGCGUCUCCCAUACCACAAGGAAGCCAAGACCUGGAGAAGUAAAUGGCAAAGAUUACCACUUUGUGACGAGAGAGGAAAUGCAGAAAGAAAUUGAUGCUGGUGAAUUCAUUGAGCACGCAGAGUUCUCUGGAAAUAUGUAUGGAACAAGUAAAGGUGCGGUGCAGGCUGUUCAGGCCCAGAACCAGAUCUGUGUCCUUGACAUUGACAUCCAGGGUGUGAAGAACAUCAAGAAGACAGACCUGAACCCCAUCUACAUCUCUGUGCAGCCUCCGUCCAUAGACAUCUUGGAAAAAAGACUACGUGACCGACAGACUGAGACGGAAGAAGGUUUACUGAAGCGUUUGACUGCAGCCCGCGUAGAUUUGGAGCUUAGUAAAGAGCCUGGCCUGUUCGACGUGGUCAUUAUUAACGAUGAUUUAGAAAAAGCCUAUUCCGAGUUGAAGGAGACACUCCUGGAGGAAAUCAAGAAGACCCAAGAAUCCAGGAAGUCCUGAGCUGAGCCUGCUUGGAUGUUUUAUCUUUGCACAUCAUUCCCGAAGCACCUGAUGCCCAUUUCAUUACGAGAGACAUUCCCUUUAGACUGAUCCUCCUCCCGAGUUACUCUAGGAUGUUUCUAUUAAAAGGAAAGAAAAUGAAACCUG
Strigops habroptila (Kakapo) is the source of this 1290-nucleotide messenger RNA. RefSeq names its product guanylate kinase 1 (gene GUK1). Gene Ontology annotation, biological process: purine nucleotide metabolic process. The record is from RefSeq and is a predicted model, not a curated record. Gene Ontology annotation, molecular function: GMP kinase activity. Lineage: Eukaryota; Metazoa; Chordata; Aves; Psittaciformes; Psittacidae. Gene Ontology annotation, cellular component: cytosol. The coding region runs from base 502 to 1143 and encodes 213 amino acids. The transcript has 11 exons.